AUGGAUAUAUUUGGUAUUUGUGAGUUGGUAGCUAUAAGUGCUAAGGUUUGCUGCAAGAAAAUAGUUUCAAAAAUAUUUAUAGUAACAAUAUAUGAAAAAUAUAAGGACUACUUAAAAUAAACCAAUAUAAAUCUACUAUUUUAGCACUGA
This is a messenger RNA of Paramecium octaurelia, 150 nucleotides long. The record is from the annotation of a GenBank genome assembly. Lineage: Eukaryota; Ciliophora; Oligohymenophorea; Peniculida; Parameciidae.